Parus major (Great Tit) is the source of this 1219-nucleotide messenger RNA. RefSeq names its product PAXX non-homologous end joining factor (gene PAXX). NCBI's taxonomy places the organism in Eukaryota, Metazoa, Chordata, Aves, Passeriformes, Paridae. Gene Ontology annotation, cellular component: site of double-strand break; nonhomologous end joining complex; nucleus. The transcript is spliced from 5 exons. The record is from RefSeq and is a predicted model, not a curated record. Gene Ontology annotation, molecular function: molecular adaptor activity. Gene Ontology annotation, biological process: double-strand break repair via nonhomologous end joining. Bases 23 to 529 code for a protein of 168 amino acids.
CCGCCGCACACCGAGGUUCACCAUGGCGGAGCUGCCGGGGCCAGCCCUGGGCAGGAUACGGCGCUCCCGCCCCCCCUUUGUACCCGCCCCUUCCACCCCCCUUUCCGCCGCUGCCAUGGCGGAACCGGUAGGGCCCUUUCACUUGCUCCGAGCCGGGACAGGCCGAUUCCUCUGCUACUGCGGACCCGACGGCACUGUCUUUGUGACCGACGCGAUAGAGGUCUGGGCCGGGGAGCUCGGUGGCUGCCCGGUGCUCGGCUGUCGGUGCCCGCCGGAGGAGCACGGCGCGAUGCUCAGGGCCGCCCUGGGCCAUGGGGCCGCCGCGCUGAGCCUGGGCCCGGGUUCGGCCACGCUGCGGCUGCCGGAGGAGCCGCGGUGCCCGGCCCUGGUCCUCGCCCAGCUGCCCGCCGCCGAGGCGCGCAGCCAGUUGCAGGCGCUGAUCUUCGGCAUGGCCGGCUGCAUCGAGAGCCUGGAGAGGCGCCUGAAAGGUCCGUGCAGUGGAGACGUUAUCAUCUUCCUGCAGCCCUGAGAAGAACACUGCCCGGAGCCAGCAGCUCUUCCUGCCAGGUAGGCACUGCCAGGGACACCUGCCCUGGUCCCACAAUCUUUUGUCUUCUCCUCCUUGGAAGCUGCUGGUCCCUGUAUCCAUGUGCUCUUCAGGACACUCUGAAUGCCCUUGACUGUGGCUGCUGGCAGCCACACAUUGUCCUGGUGCUCUUCCGUCAGAGCAGGAGCAGUGCUUAAUAUGAUGGCUCUCAGAGUGUCUGGGAUACUCAGGUCAAAGGCUGGGCAUUGCCAACCUCAAAAGGAGGGCAGACUUUACUGUGCUCCAGACUGGAGGCUGUGGCGGAUCCAUGGCUCCUUUUGGGAGGAGGUCAAGUUUGGCCCUUUCUUGCCCUUUGUGGCUGCUGGUCUUGCCAGGCUGGGCUCCCAGAGGCUCCCCCUGGCCCUGGAGGGACUGUAACUCCUGGGUAACUUAUAAUCUGUGUACUGCCUGUUCAUGACUGAGGUAGACCGCAGCCCCAGGAAGAGUAGUGCUUCUGGCUCAGCUUUGUCAGCCAAAAGGAAGGUCCAUGGGGAGUCUCUCAUUAACCCUGGUUUCAAAAGGUCAGUGCUGGGGCUGGGUACUGCUCACUGGGCACCCUGUGAGCUCUGCUCCAAAGCUAUGGUGGCAGCGGGGCUCGGGGCUCUGAUCUCCUUUCAGCAAGAAGGCACCAUC